AUGGUAAAGUUAUGGAGGAAGCUGUUAGACCACAAAACAUGUGAUGAAUGGACGGGAGAAAAACCAGAGGAAGGUACCGAUGAAACUUUCAACGAAGAAGAGAUUGCUGAACUGGUAAAGAACCUACCGGGAUUUAAAAUAAUGAAGGAAGUCGAUGUUAAUAAGUGGUUAAGUGCAGACGAACAGAACGAAUUAACAGACGGUGAUAUACUGAACAUGGUGUUUCAGAAUGAUGAUAUAAACUCAGACAGCAAAGGGGAUGAAAGCACUGACAAAAAUCCGGUCGUAAUAAGCCACUACGAAGCAUUUAUGUCGUUAGAGGCUCUGCUGUGCUACAUUGAAAGUAGAGAAGAUACUUGUGCAAGUCACGUGAUGCUCUUAAAACGGAUGAGGGACAUGGCUUUAAAAAAAACGUAUACAACGUGA
Diabrotica balteata is the source of this 426-nucleotide messenger RNA. The record is from the annotation of a GenBank genome assembly. Lineage: Eukaryota; Metazoa; Arthropoda; Insecta; Coleoptera; Chrysomelidae.